Messenger RNA from Penicillium daleae, 2256 nucleotides. Its product is annotated as fungal specific transcription factor domain-containing protein. NCBI's taxonomy places the organism in Eukaryota, Fungi, Ascomycota, Eurotiomycetes, Eurotiales, Aspergillaceae. Bases 1 to 2256 code for a protein of 751 amino acids. The transcript is spliced from 9 exons. Gene Ontology annotation, molecular function: RNA polymerase II cis-regulatory region sequence-specific DNA binding; zinc ion binding; DNA-binding transcription factor activity, RNA polymerase II-specific. Gene Ontology annotation, cellular component: nucleus. The record is from RefSeq and is a predicted model, not a curated record. Gene Ontology annotation, biological process: positive regulation of transcription from RNA polymerase II promoter by galactose; DNA-templated transcription.
AUGGGCCUCGCAGCGUCGCGUACCGAGGGCUUCACGCGCGUGCGAGACGUGCCGCUCUCGCAAAACGAAGUCGCGCCCUCUGAGAUCGGAGACGCAGCAUCUCGAGAUGGCUUGAGUGGAGUCAACCUUCACACCAAAGGAACAGAAUUCUAUGGCAACUCGUCCAACUUGGCAUUCCUAGGAAACCUCUACACAAGAGCAAAGAAUCAAGCAGAGAUACGGGCUGAUGAAUACUGGCCUACAGAGCCAGAUACGACAGCUACUACAAACAGACCACAACCUCUUUCACCCACAACAUGCCCAGGGACAGGGCCCUUGUCUAGCAAGGCGCAACUUUCUAUCGUGAAUCUACUAUACAACGCAGACUAUACAGGUCAUCCAUCACCGCAUUCACUCGCUGGUAUCGAGAGUGGAACAAAACUAAGCCCGUCUUUCAGUGUUGGGCAGGGUGACACCGGUACUGUCAACAGCUCCCAAGAUAUCAGUCUCCUUGCCAUUUUCCCAAACAUAACACCUACAGCCCAACUUGAAAUCGAAAAGAUUUUUAUCGGCAGCUACUUCACCAACAAGCACUAUAUCCACCCCGUCCUAUCCAAGGGCUCCUUCAUGCGCCGCUGCGAACGGGAGGCAUGGCCCAUCUCCAAACGUACCGCACUCUUCCGUGGCGCCAUCAAGUUCGCCGGUCUCUACUUUACCGUGGUAGCCCUGGGUGCGAUAAAUGCGAGCCCAAAUGAGACAGCGCUCCUCGACCACUUUUACCAUCAGUUUAAAGAUCCCGAUAAAACGCUUCCGCCGGAAACGCGGUUCUCGGCUCUGGAUUUUGCAAAGUUCUACUUUGAUAUCGCGAAGCAGGCGCUUGGGGAUUUGUUUGAGAGUAGUUGCCUCGAGACUGCGCAGGCACUGUUUCUUAUGAGUGUUUUCCGUCAGAAUUCGUUGCAGCCGCAUAGUUGCUAUAUGUAUAGUGGAAUGGCUGUGCGAACAGCGGCGGCUAUUGGGUUGGCUUCUAGUAUGUCUUCUUUACCCUCGGGUAUAAGGAAAGAAGCAAAGCGAACUUGGUGGUGCAUUUACUCUCACGAGAUCGAAAUGUGCUGUUCCUCCGGACGCCUAGACAGCAUGAAGGAAUUACACUACUACCAAGUCUCCCUACCCAAGUUAAAGGUAAAGCAGCUUUACUAUCAACCCACCCCUCACAUUCAGUAUCCAGGUCCUAAUGAAUUCCAGGUAAACGCAGGCCCCCUCGACCCCGACGCAGAAGACAACGACAUAGUCAUGAUCCCCACCAUGGUCUCCCUCGCCCAGAUAAUGUCCAACGCCUCACACCAACUCUAUCACUCCACACAGCGCUCAAUGAGCGAAAAAUCCCGACUCGCAAUGGCCCUGGACGCACGCCUCCUCGACUGGAAGGCAAAUAUACCGCCCUUCCUCAACCCAGACGCAACAACACUCAAUGAUCCCGAGUGGGCGUUUAAACAAAAACUGGUCCUGCGACUGCGAUACUAUAACACCCGCAUCCUAAUUCACAGACCCUUCCUCGUCGCGGCAACGUCUAACACGCACUCCCGCGAAUUCCGCCACCAUCUACACAUAUGCCUCGAAGCUGCGCGGAAAAGUAUCACGAUGCAAUACGAGUCGUUUAUGCACCGUAUCUAUAUUCGAACAUGGUGGUACAACACAACCUACGCCCUCUACGGCUCAAUGAUCCUCCUCCACCUCGUCCUCUCAAAUUACCCUGACCUCCCGGACGACGAUCUCCUCGCGGACGUGGAGAAGUCCCUUGAGAUCUUCGAGUCGAUGGAUGAUAUUAUCGUUGCGAGGCGAUGCGCGGUGAUUGAGAAUGGUCUUGUGAAUGGGAAGGGGUCUGGAGUCUCUGGACAGAUUGGGUCUGGUUCUGGGCCUGUGGAUAAGUCGUCGGUUGGAGAGACGCUGGUUGGUACCACUUCUUAUGCGUCGGGCAGUUCUUCUGCUGCUGCUGCUGCUGCUUCGUCUACGAUGGGCACUUCACUCCCAGGAAUGCUGGUAGAUGUACCGCUGGGCUAUGGAUCAGAUACUCCCGCUCUACCCCUUGACAACACAGGAGCAGGAGCAGGAGAAGCAUUAGCCUCUCGCUCCACCGAAGAAGAUUUCUUCUUCUCGCUCUUCAGCCAAGAUCCCCAGCAGCCAGCCGACCGAACACGCACGGAGAUGCUAGCGAAUCUAGUCGAUCCGUCAAUACUGGAGGACUUUGCCUUUGGCGGACACGAUGAUUCAUUUUUUUAG